CUGCCAUGUGCAAGACAGUUCAUGGAAGCCCCGCCCCUCUCAGCGAGACAGGCUUCAACCUGGCCGUGACAGGACACAAUACUUUCAAUCUCCCUGGGCAGACAAGACACCUCAUUGAUACUUUGAGAAAGUUUGAGGACCUGAACUUUGAGGAGGACUGGAAGCUUCUGACCAUUCUUAUAGGCAUGAAUGAUAUCUGUGAUUACUGCAAAGAUAAGACUCUUUUUUCAGUGGACAAUUUCAUUCACUAUAUGACCGUCUCCUUGGAGAUGCUAAUGAAUGAGGUACCACGAAUGAUAGUGAACGUGGUUCAGAUCUUACCCAUGGAGACCCUGAGGGAAGUCCACAAGCCCACGCCUGGCUGCCUGCUCCAGAGGUCGUUCUGCUCCUGCCUCAUAAAGCCAGUGGCGAGUUCCCCUGAACUCAGGGAGCUAGUGGAGGUCAAUUUACAGUUCCAGAAGAGACUGGAGCUGCUUCUCUACAGUGAGCACUUCUUCAGGGAGGACUUUGCUGUCAUUCUUCAGCCCUUCCUAAAACAUGCUGACCCUCCUCGUCUUCCGGAUGGGAAGAUCGACAUGACUUUCUUCACUCAUGACUGCUUUCACUUUACAAUAAAGGGCCAUGAGGAGCUUGCCAAAGGCUUGUGGAACAACAUGUUCCAACCUGAAGGAGGCAAAUCUGUUGUUGGCAGCUUUUCUGAUCCCAUCAAUCUGAUAUGCCCAUCCAUGGAUCACCCAUACAUCUACACCAGACCAGGCGCAGCCCCGACAGACGAGCCAAACGUACCCAACGACCCCAUUUCGGCAGGCUCUGGGAAGACAGACAUCCAUUUUUAUUUCCUGGUUUUAACAAGUGUUCUGAUAGGGCAGUCCAUUACUUUAGCCUUGCUGUAGCCCUCCUCUUCAAAUCUUCAGUCAAACCUGAAAUAUGUUUAAGGCAGUAACAGAUGGGGUGGCUAAAAUGCAUUUUUCAUGAGUACAUUUAGAGGUAGGUGCAUGCACAAACAAUGUUGGGGUAAAUGUAAUUGGUGCCCAUUGCGUGCAUUAUCAUGCACUGAACACAAGAGGGGGCAUUGAUCUAGAGCCAACAUUACCAGUGGAUCUACAGAUGACAUGUCAUUGAUGAUAUGUUUGACUGAUAUUGAACCAUUGAGCAGACCACCUGGGAUCAGUGCUCAAAGAAUGAAGUGUGCAGUUAAAAAUAAGUGUCCUAUCCUGGCCUUUCACAUGGAACAGUCAAUAAACAACACAUGUAUUAACCAUUUCAUCGUGGUCCACA
Messenger RNA from Hypomesus transpacificus, 1278 nucleotides. Its product is annotated as phospholipase B1, membrane-associated-like. The record is from RefSeq and is a predicted model, not a curated record. Gene Ontology annotation, biological process: phospholipid metabolic process. Bases 6 to 893 code for a protein of 295 amino acids. Gene Ontology annotation, molecular function: retinyl-palmitate esterase activity; phosphatidylcholine lysophospholipase A1 activity; A2-type glycerophospholipase activity. NCBI's taxonomy places the organism in Eukaryota, Metazoa, Chordata, Actinopteri, Osmeriformes, Osmeridae. Gene Ontology annotation, cellular component: brush border membrane. The transcript has 10 exons.